Molecule: messenger RNA, 2355 nt
Organism: Oryzias melastigma (Indian medaka)
Lineage: Eukaryota; Metazoa; Chordata; Actinopteri; Beloniformes; Adrianichthyidae
Gene: esamb
Product: endothelial cell adhesion molecule b
Exons: 7
Coding region: 363-1646 (427 amino acids)
Biological process (GO): homophilic cell-cell adhesion
Cellular component (GO): plasma membrane; adherens junction
Molecular function (GO): cell-cell adhesion mediator activity
Source: RefSeq, a predicted model, not a curated record
AGACAGGGGGCGGCAGCGAGCAGCUCAGGUGCGUGAAUAAGCUCCCUCAGUUAGUUGAGAGCGGCGAGCAGCAGCGGCGGCGCUCACUCCGGCAGAGACACGCAGAAGUAUAGGUGUUUCUGCGGAGGUUGAGCAGAGCAGGAGGGAGAAGAGCAAACUUGGACCGUGUGCGUCUGCUUGUCUGCGCCAUGUCAGCCGCUGUCUGUCGGCGGGAUGGCCAAAGGAGCGGGAGCUUUACUUGCACACGUCGCCUCUGUGGUUUCUUUAGCGGACAGUUAAUUACCACCUGAAGUAAAGCUGCAAUUUGGGAAGGAGGAGGAGUGCUUUCAGCUUUCAGGAGAGGAGUCAGCGGAUGUUUAGUCAUGGAGAUAAACAGGAGACUUCGAGCCAUACUCAUGUUGAUAUGGAUCUUCCCAGGUGACGCCCAGAAGGUGGAGAUGCCAAGCAAAGAAAUGGAGGUGGUGAGGGGGCAGAUGGUGGUGCUGCAGGCGUGGUACAGUCCCAGCUCGGACAUUUCCAAAAACACGGUCAUUUGGCACUUCACAGGGAACGAGUCCAAGCAGGUGAUCAACUUCAGCUCAGGUAAAGUCGGCCACGGACACAAUGAUUUCACCAAAAGAGUGGGCUUCAGUGUGACCAUGCCCUCGGCCAACCUCUCCAUCUACAUCAACAAAACCCAGGAAAGCGACUCUGGUCUUUACUUCUGCCACGUCAUCGUCCCCGGAGGUCACGGCAUUUCCGGAGAGAUGAGGCUUAAUGUCAAAGUCCCUCCGUCUCCCCCGGUGUGCCGCAUGACCGGGAACCCCGUGGUGAGAGGCAACGUGACUCUGAGCUGCAAGUCCAGCCACGGAAAACCUGUCCCUCAAUACAAGUGGACCAAAGCUGCCCCCACGUCUGAGGUCUUCUUCUCCCCGAUCCAGAACGAGCGGCAUGGCACCCUCAGGCUGAGCAACCUCACCAAAAGCAUGUCGGGGAAGUACAUCUGCAGAGCCAGCAACACGGCCGGCUCCGACAGCUGCUCCAUUAACCUGGAGGUCAUCACCUCUUCCAAUGCAGGCGUGAUCGCAGCGGCCACCCUGGGCUCGGUGGUGGGACUGGUCGCCAUGGUGCUGUUCUUCAUCUUUUUACUGAAGAGGAGACGAGACUCGGAGGAGGAGAUGUCCAAUGAGAUCAAAGAGGACGCUCAGGCGCCAAAGAGAGUGUCGUGGGCAAAGAGCAACACCGGCUCCGACAAUGUGUCCAAAAACGGCACGCUGUCCUCCAUAGCCACCAGCCCCCGCUCACGAGACCCCCACCAGCCGAACUUCCAGUACCCGUACUCCCCCAUGUCGGCGUCGGACACGGGGUCGGUGAUCAACGCCUACCAGCUGCGGCCCGGAGAGCCCAACACCUUGCAGGGGCUCCCGGGCUACAACGUUGGCGGCACGCCUACGCGGAAACACAAGAGGCCCCCCACUGCAAACGGGGGGCCCCCGCAGGUCCUCAGGAGCCCUGCAGGCAGCAUCCCUAAAAGGACUGAGGGGGCUCAGCCUCAGGUGCCACCUCCGCUCUGCGUGUCCCCGCAGAUCAGCUCCUCCACCCUGACGCGCAUGGGGGCCGUGGCCGUCAUGGUGCCUGCUCAGAGCCAGGCAGGCUCGCUGGUGUAGCAGAACCUGCAAAGACUUCAGAACAGAUCGGCAUCAGCAGACCCCCCCCUGCAGCAGGACAUCACGGUGGAGGGUUUGUGCUUUAUUCAGAAAAACAGUUUUGUUGUUUUCAAAUGCUGCAUUCAUGUUCACAUAAGAGAAAUCUAUUUUUAUUUACACCGUUCAGAACAAAGACUGCUGACAUUUGUAGGCUUCAGUUUGACCAUAUUUUAGUUUAUAAAGUGUCGCAUCAUUGAAGUCAUUUUUUUGACUUGUAUAAAAACCUUAACUUUUUGAACGUUCAUCACUUCACCUGCCUGUGAAGUUCCACUCUUCCACGUCGUUUCUGAUCAAAACCAUCUUUGACCCACAACUACAUAAUAAUGUAUUCACUCAGAUCAGUGCUGUGUACCGAGAGUACAUUCUCCAGUAAUCUACCCAUUAUGUAGCUGGAAUGUAACUGUAAGUAGUCGAUGUGAACCGUGGAGAGGUUUGAUCUUUAGCUGCUUGAUUUAAACUGCAAACAUGGUGCCGUGUGGAGUUCUGCAGAAACUUCUCAUCCAACCCGUGAGUUUUCUUCAGGCUGUUUCCUCCUGCAUUCUGUGAACACGGCAGUGGCGUGUUAACAUGGAAAAGAGAACAUGGAGAUACUUUUCCUGCAGUUUGAUUGUUGACGGAUUCUUUUUAAUAAAGUGUUCUGGAAAUGUUUAUCCAAGAAUUCAUGGAAGAA